UUUAAUCCGCAAGAGUGCGAGUCCGAUACAGAGCACGCUUUCUGCGCGCUCCUUCCGGCGGAAACUGAAAGAGAAAGCAGAGAGCCGCGGGUGAAAACUUCCCGUUUUCACUUUUCACACCUAGCGCAGAAUCGCCUUUAUUAGCGGGACCGACGGGCGAGCAAGAUGGAUCACAACAGCAAACCGAGCAUCUCUCCGAGAACAAGCAGACCCUCUCCUCGCUCCUGCUGCGCUCUUUUAUUUAAACCGCUUCGAGCUCAGUUCCUCCGCACGACCGUACAAUCCCGACGAUGGAGACGACAAGCCUGUGGAAAUGCCUGUUUCUCCUGCUCUGCAGCCAGACCUGCGCUCUGGGAUGCAGGUGGAUUGUGAACGGAUAUAAUAUCGUGAGCAGAGACGCCUUAUCGCUCAUCAAUAAGAUGGGCGGAGAGACGGUCGUGGACACGGGAGAUGUCCGCUUCCCCCAGCCACUGUACAAUCGCGUCAGAAAGAUGAGCACGGAACAUAAGAUUGCGUUCAUGGAUGAGACCCUCCAUCACCUUCUACGCCUCUACGCCGAGAAUCUGGACUCUGUGACCUGGGACAGGAGUCUUCUGAACAAAUUGAUAGCCGUCAUCCACCGCCAGGCACGCGAGCUUCGGAGCUGUGAAGCGUCCCAGAAAAGAGACGAGAACCUGCAGCUGUACUUUAAGAAGCUGAACGAAAACACUUUGAAAAAGGCGCCGGAAGAGGAAGCCCUCAGCUGCCCCAGGGGCGCCGAAUAA
Messenger RNA from Lepisosteus oculatus (spotted gar), 764 nucleotides. Lineage: Eukaryota; Metazoa; Chordata; Actinopteri; Semionotiformes; Lepisosteidae. The record is from RefSeq and is a predicted model, not a curated record.